AUCGGAUGUUGUUGAAUAGAUGGUAUCAACAGCUGCUGAUGUAGUUUCCUGUGGGUUUGCCUCAGUUCUCCCUUGUGGUUAAAAACUGCAAACAUUUAGAAAGGAAAGCUCAAAGAUGGGGGACAACAUGGAUUUCUCAGAGCAUUAUGGGAAUUUCUUCGAGAAUUAUGUCACAGAAGAUCAUGGGGAGUCUAACUUGUAUUAUGACCCAUUAUUUGGAACCUCUGUGUCAGAACAAGGGCAUUUGUCCAUACGGGUGGUGUCCAUAGUUCUCUGCAGCAUUGCUUGUGUCCUCGGUAUCCCAGGCAACGCCUUUGUCAUCUGGAUAGCUGGAGUGAAGAUGAAGAGGACAGUCAACACUGUCUGGUUUGUAAACCUGGCUGUAGCAGACCUCCUCUGCUGUGUCUCCAUACCCUUCUCCAUAGCUGACAUCAUACUGAACCAACACUGGCCUUAUGGAGAGGCUAUGUGUAAGAUUCUUCCAUCCAUGGUCGUCCUCAACAUGUUCGCCAGUGUCUUCACACUCGUUCUCAUCAGCCUGGACCGCUUUGCCCUGGUCAUCAAGCCUGUCUGGGCCCAGAACCACCGGAGCAUCACCCUGGCCUGGCUGCUCUGUGGUCUGGUCUGGGUCCUGGCCCUGCUCCUCUGCCUCCCCUCUAUGAUCUACAGAGAAAUAGUAGUCCAUGAUGAUAUGAACAUAACACUGUGCAUCUAUAACCACCUACAAGACAAAACUGGGGGCAACCAUUCGGCUAUCAAAGCCACCCACGUCACCAGGCUUAUACUCGGCUUCCUCAUCCCGCUACUGAUCAUCACUGUCUGCUACCUGCUGAUCGGUAGGAAGGUGAGCAGUGGCCGCUUUAAAUCCCAGAGAGCCUUCCAGAUAAUUUUGGUUGUGGUGACGGCGUUCUUUGUGUGUUGGCUGCCUUAUCACGUCAUUGGACUGGUGAUCGAGUAUGGCGAGGAAGCCUCCCAGGUCAUGGCUGUGGAUCUAGAGCCCCUGGCCAUCUCUCUGGCUUACGUCAACAGCUGCCUCAACCCUGUCCUGUAUGUGUUCAUGGGUCAGGACUUCAAGGAGAGGGUCAGGGUUUCUCUACGUAAAAUAUUUGAGAAGGUCUUCAGCGAGGAUGUGACUCUGCGUUCCUCUGUGUACUCCAAGGGACAGUCACAGCUCUCAAAGGCCACCAACUCGUCUGAGGCUCAGGUCUGAGUCAGAAAUGUCAAACGCUCCUGUAUCAGUUACACAAUAUAUGCAGAUGUGUUGAUCUUUCCUGACUAAAGUACUAAAAUGAGUACAUAAAACAUUUUACAAGCAAUUAAGAAAUUAGACUUUGACAAUAACAAAAGAGGGUUUAAAGUUCAGUCUAUGCCUGAUUGAAAUGUUGCAUGCAUGGCUUUUUGUGUAAAGCUGUUGGGUUUUUGUUCGAAAUUUGUCCUAAAAACGCUCAUCUAAUACACUUAUGUUUUUCUUAUCAAUGUAACUAUAAUGGGGUGUGGAGGAAGGAAGUACCAGCACUGUAGAUUACUCUAAUGAAGACAUAACAAAUGAAAAAAGUUUGUCACCCACCCAUCUUACACCUUCACGUAGCACUGCAUCUAUCAUUUCAAAAAACGAACCAAUAAAUAUCAACUGGUGCUGGUUGGUGUAGUUGGUCUCCCGAGUGGCACAGUGGUCUAAGGCACUGCAUCUCAGUGCAAGAGUUGUCACUACAGACCCUGGUUUGAAUCUAGGCUGUAUCACAUCCGGCGCAAUUGGCGCAGCAUCGUCUGGGUUUGGCCGGGGUAGGCUGUCAUUAUAAAUAAGAAUUUGUUCUUAACUGACUUACCUAGUUAAAGGUUAAAUUAAAAGUAUCUAGAUAACCACAUUGUGGUGCUUAAGAGCUUUGAGAAACACCAUAAUUAAACUUGACUAACUCCACAUGCUGCCAGUGAAGUUGUCCCUGAAACUGAAUAGAUUGUUCUGACACAUGAAAAUGAACAUUUCAAUCAGAAUACCCUUUUGCUGACAGGCCUACUCAGAGCUAUCUCCUGUUAUGUGUAUGUGAUGACUCAUUGGGUGGGCUGGAGUUUAAUUGGGACAGGAGUUAGUCAACUAUUAGCUAAUCCUCUGCUGUGAAACUGAAACUUACAUUUCACCCCGAGUUCCCUUUUUAUCUUCCCUGUUUUACAUUCCUCCUAAUGGAUGUAGGAGCCAUAUAAAUAGGAUGACUAGAAUGGACAAAUCCCCUCAGACCACAACAAUGUGGAAGUACACUUAAGGGAAUGUCCGUUCCAGUAAUUAUUUUUCUAUCCUUAAACUUGGAAUCUGCCUUCUAUGUCCUGUAUGAAUAUCAUUGGCCGGUCAAUGCUGUAGUGUGUUGAUGUGGACAAUAAUUACACUUACAUGUUAUACCAUUCAAUCUCAGUUGCAUAUUUUAUAUAUUAAAUCAAUUAUUUUGAUCAGUA
Messenger RNA from Salmo salar (Atlantic salmon), 2445 nucleotides. It is a transcript of the gene c3ar1, whose product is annotated as C3a anaphylatoxin chemotactic receptor. The record is from RefSeq and is a predicted model, not a curated record. Gene Ontology annotation, molecular function: complement component C5a receptor activity; G protein-coupled receptor activity. Gene Ontology annotation, cellular component: plasma membrane. Gene Ontology annotation, biological process: positive regulation of cytosolic calcium ion concentration; phospholipase C-activating G protein-coupled receptor signaling pathway; complement receptor mediated signaling pathway. Lineage: Eukaryota; Metazoa; Chordata; Actinopteri; Salmoniformes; Salmonidae.